Daldinia childiae is the source of this 7107-nucleotide messenger RNA. RefSeq names its product Para-nitrobenzyl esterase. The transcript has 13 exons. Gene Ontology annotation, biological process: protein phosphorylation. Lineage: Eukaryota; Fungi; Ascomycota; Sordariomycetes; Xylariales; Hypoxylaceae. The coding region runs from base 1 to 7107 and encodes 2368 amino acids. The record is from RefSeq and is a predicted model, not a curated record. Gene Ontology annotation, molecular function: protein binding; protein kinase activity; ATP binding.
AUGCCUUUCCUCUCGUCGCUGUUCGAGCGCGCGUCGCCCACGGGAUCUUUCAAUGGAAACCCGCCCGACCAUCUGCCGGCUGAAAAUGGGUUGCAUAUAUGGCGUGCUGCGGUCAUCAUGCCGUUUUUCACAUUUGGCUUUGUUGCUUUGAGGUUUUAUACCCGGACUUAUUUGCUGAGGGCUAGGAAGUAUACCAUUGACGACUAUAUCGUGGCGCUGAGCAUGCUCGUCUGCAUCGCGCACGCCGUAUUGAUGGCCAUUGCGACGUAUAACGGCAUGGGCUUGCACGUGUGGCAGUACAACAAGGAGCUCAACGCGCGGUAUUAUCUCUGGAUCGGGAUCACGUCCGAAUUCUACGUCUUGGGCUUGAUGGGCUUCAAGAGCGCGCUCAUCCUGCUGUACCUCCAGCUGUUCGGCGUGUACGCCAGGUUCAGGUGGGCGUGCUACAGCACCCUGUUCUUCUGCAUGGGAUAUCUGCUCUGCAACCUCACGACCGAGUUUUUUGGCUGUCAUCCCAUCAGGAAGAAGUGGGAGCCCGGUUUGCCGGGGCAUUGCAUUAAUAGUAUCGCGACGGCUACGUUUUAUGGCGCUUGCAAUAUGGCGAGUGAUUUGGUUAUCGCUAUCUUGCCCCUUACGAUGAUAUGGAAGUUACAAGUAGCGUCGAAGCUGCAGAAGGUCGGGCUGAGUCUUGUCCUGAGUAGCGGGUUUGCUGCUUGGGCAGUAGCUGUCGCUCGAUGGGGUAUUGCUACGUAUGACUUGGUCGGAACCGAUGAUAGAACGUGGUGGGCCGGCGUCAGCUUCACCUUGAGUAUACUCGAGAUCAACACGGGCCUCAUCUGCGCUUGCGUUGCUACACUAGGGCCUCUUUGGAAACUGGCAUAUGCGCAAGUUAAGGGCUGGACUGGCUGGUCUAAGCCCUGCAGCAGCAAAGAAGAAACUUGGCCGUCCUUCGUGCGGAAACCUGCCCACAGCCAAUUCUCCGAAGAAACUAGGAGGCCGAGCGAGGCUACAAUCGGCGGACACGGACUCCCUGCUGGCCGGGCGAGUCGUUUGGUAACGUACAAUGGGUCGACGCUGACCUCUACUUACGAAGACGAGUAUGGCCUGUUGGACGCUUCGGGCUGGCAUCCCCAUGCUCCUCCUAGAGACGUAAUUAUUUUCAUGAUGCUGUUGGGAUUGCCAUUUGCGGUCUUUGCCGUUGGAGCUGUAGCGGUUCCGUCUCCGCAGACCCUAGACUCGAGUCUCACGUUGCUGAUCGACAAUGAUCUACAAGGGGCGAGUAGCCCUGUAGCCAACUCCGGGGUUUUACUACUAGAAGCUCGGUCGUUAGAGGACGCUAGCAAGACAUGCGAGGCGGUGGGCGAACAGCUCUGGUCGCUUGAGUCGGGAACGAAAAGCAUUCAAGCCAACUUGAAUUAUCUCAAAUAUGCAGAUUCGGAUUUGGGUCUUUCGCAAUUCUGGGUUGCGUCUGGGAAUCAGUCGGCUCGAGCUAUAGACAUAGAUGGACGCAUAGUUCAUGCAGAACCAGAGGCCAAGCUCCCGGUUUUAUGCUCCCAGUCAGCACCAUUUUCCAACGUGACGGCUCAGGAUACGGGCGAGAGAUGGCAAGUCACUGUGAAAUCCAACAAUGAAUCUCUUACGGGGUACCGUGACCGCUUGAGUUUUCGCUUCUUAGGCGUUCGAUAUGCACCGCAACCAAAGCGGUUCACAUAUUCUGAGCCUUACAUCGGCAAUGGGAGCGAGGUUUCUGCAUUGGAGUAUGACUCUCAGUGCGUUCAGGCAGGGAACAUCGGGUCUGAAGAUUGCUUGUUUCUGAAUAUUUGGACCACUCACAUUCCGGCCAAGCCUACUACUAAAAGUCUGAAGCCAGUCAUGUUUUGGAUACACGGAGGUGCGUUCAUAAACGGGGCAGCAAGCGAUCCUACGUUCGACGGAGGCAAUCUAGCGUCAAGGGGCGAUGUCGUCGUGGUUACUGUCAACUAUCGGUUGACUACCCUCGGAUUCCUAGCCUUGAAUGACGGUGUCACUAAUGGUAACUUCGGCCUUGCUGACCAGAUUAACGCCCUUGAGUGGGUAAGGAGGAAUAUCAAGGACUUCGGUGGUGACCCUGAUAGGAUCACCAUAUUUGGACAGUCCGCCGGCGCGGGGAGUGUCCACGCCCUGAUAGCCUCCCCGAAGUCGAUCGGCAAGUUUGCAGGGGCUAUACCCGUCAGCAAUCUUGCUAGUAAAGAUCCCAGCACGGGUUAUACGAAAUAUUAUACGAUCGAGGAGGAAGUCAAGGCACUAGGAAAUACCAUCUUAGAAGAAACUAGUUGUGCGAAUGUUACGUCUCAAGUAGACUGCCUGCGAUCUAUAUCCCCUCAUACUCUUGCGGGGGGCCUAAGCACUUAUGCUAGGUUCCCGGUUGUUGACGGGACAUAUCUCACGUCCGACAAACUUCAACUCGAAGGGCCCACGCUCCCGGUUCGUAUCAUGAUGGGAACCACUCGCGACGACGGCGGUCCAUUUAUCAGUUACCCUACGACGACGAACCAGACAGAGUAUCUAACAUCACAAGGCUACGACGUGCCACCACCAGACCUCUUCCCAAUUCCUAAUAUAGAGAACAAGACUUUAGCUCUGUUCAACAUGGCAACCCGUCUUGUUACAGACAGUAUUUUCCGAUGCGGUGACCAAGCUACAGUGUUUAACGGUCUCCGGAAUAACCGGUUCCACCCCGUCUAUUUCUACGAGUUCAACAGGACCUACCAGCUUUCCGACUGGCCAAAGCUCGACGCCUGCGAGCCGCCCAAGACAGCCUCCCACCCCCAUGGCGAUCCUCACAGCGAGUAUCUCAAAUGCCAUUCAGGCGAGCUAUACUACAUCUUCGGCAACCUAGCCCGACAAGGCCUACCCAUGCGGGACGAAUUCGACCUGUCAUUUGAGCAAUUCGUCCUAGACUCUUUCAGUUCGUUCGCAAGAUCGUUCGACCCCAACCCCGACGUCGAGUUUCUCAAGGCCAGGGGCUUCCGCAGCACAUUAGCGGAAAUCGAACGCUCGGGGAGGUGGCAGCCCUCCACCUCGGAAGGGCAAAUGACAAGACGGAUCUUGCAAUGGCCCGGCGUUCAGGGGCCGUUUACGGAGGCGGAGCAAUGCGAGUAUAUAGUAGAGGUCUUUAACAAAUGCCAAAAGGUCGUGUUGGUACGGCCUAGCGUAUACUUCCACGCCCCUCCUAAGAACUACUUUCUCUAUAUCCUUAAGUCAUACAAGGACGAGACAUUGGCCAUAGCUUCGACUCAGACUUGGAAUACCUUCUUGUCAAGGACGUCGGUAUCUAGCCUCAGCUCUGCAGCGUUCUCAAAUCCUAGCCAAGCUGGUCAGGUUAAUGGCUUUGAUGACAUCCUUGACACUGUUAAAACGCUUUCUCUACGCCGUAUUCCAUAUGAGGAGAUUGAACGCCAGGAUGUCGUUGGCGAAGGAGAAACCUUCGUCGUUGAGCGCUGUGUCGUGCGGAAUCAGAUUCAAGCGAUAAAGCAUUUAAGAACUAACCUGUCACCCGAUGAUAGCAUAUUUCGGCGCCGUAUUCGAUCGCUCAUCCUUGAGCUUCGUAUUAUGCGACACAAGCCUCUCCGAGGCCAUCCUAAUAUCCUCACAGUGCUUGGUUACGGUUGGAACGUGAGCGUAUCCAGGGUUGCGCCGUAUCUACUUGUUCAAUAUGCGCCUUACGGUACGCUUCGUCAAUACUUACAACAUACCAAGUCCGAAACAUCACUGGCACAAAAGGAGAUCCUGAUAGGCGAUGUUGCAGCAGCGACAAGCGCUCUCCACCUCUGCGGUAUUAUUCACGGGGAUAUAAAGCUGGAUAACGUACUCGUGUUUCACUCGUGGGACCGCCCAGCUAAAUCCAUAGCUAAGAUUUCAGACUUUGGCCAUUCCUUAGUUGUCACUGGGAACGAAGAUCCCGAACGAUACCUGAAGUAUGGGGGCACGUUCAUAUAUAAUGCUCCUGAAGUUCAUAAUCAAAAGAGUUGUCCAAUAGAUCGAGCCGCGCUUAUCAAGUGUGACAUUUGGGCAUUUGGAAUUCUAGCAUGGGAAGUAUUCCUCGACGGCGAUGAAUAUACGAACUACAUCGCGAAGGUCGAAUUGCCAGCUGUCGAGGAUGGGAAUGAACCUAUUAUAACGAUUCCGCAUCGAUUCCUAGAUCUAGCGAAGGCAUCGAUACCUUUUUCAAAAUUAAACUUACAAGGCAGCGUCAUCCGCUCAGCGUUUAAUAUGACCCUUCAAGUAGAUCCAACGAAACGCAUUUCUAAUCUUACGAAACUCCCGUUUUUGUCGAAGUGGCAUUCUGUUGGUGUUCAGGGGCUGCAAGCUGAUUUGGCGCUUCAUUUUGGCAGUUCUGAAUGGUCCUAUGAAAUGUUCCGUCCUGAGAAUGGUAGAGAGAUCCUAUGGGAACAUGAGGUGCAUAUAUAUCAAGGAUUACGUCGAACCUACAACAGCUCGCAUAGUCAGAACGGUGAUGCUGCCUGGCAACUUGCAUUAUGCCAGUAUCUUGGCUUUGGAGACUCUCCUAAUCUCGAAGCAGCUCAUCAAUUAGCUUUGGCUGCCGAGAGACUUGGACAUGCAGUUGCGACAACCUUCGCACCUCUUCUAGCACCACAUGGCCCUCCUGAAUCUUACCUUACCGAAAAGACUUAUGCUGAACGGAUAGUAGAUUUGCUUCAGCAGAACAAUGCUACAACUCCAUAUUCGCAAUUAGUCGAAGCGUGUUGUAAAGGAGAUACCGAAACUAUCCUUUACUGGCUAGAGGUAAUAGUGGCAUCCGACGAGACUACUGAUGGUAAAUGCGAUAUUCUACGAUUCCUAUUUGCGCUCGAAAAUAAUCCCCAACAAUUAGAGAUCCUAGAACGCCUGAGCUGGGAUGGAGAAGAGUUACCGCUAGACCAGCCGACCAAGUCGGUAUAUAUCGUCCAUAACCAAUAUCCGCUACGAUUAUUCGGAAGUCCGCUGGUAUUUGCAAUAUCAGUCGGCAGUAUUGAGACUGUUCGUCGGUUGAUCUCACUUGGCGCAAAUCCUUGCUCGAGAGCAUUCGCUCCGGAUCAAUUCCCCGAAGCAGACCAUCGCUCAAAAUGGACGCCUAUACACGUAGCCGUACAAUACCACUGCCCUGAAAUUCUAUCGGACCUCCUUAAAAUUGCGUCAGCCGCCGGUUAUAAGAGCGAAGUACCGUAUAGCUGUGCACUGAGCUACUCGUCUUCCCUUGAACGUACCGCAAUGCAUGGUAAUAAUCGUUAUAAAUCGUUAGAAACAACAAUUUCAAUUCUAAAGGAGUCUGAUGAUCUGCUCGGCACGACACCGAACGGAAUGACAGCUCUAAUGCAGGCGAUAGAUUUCCAGGAUGUAGAUGUGAUUUAUGCCCUUUGUAUGGCUGAGAAAAGAAUAGCUACCUCACCCUUUCGUGACCCUCGAAAUUCGAUCAACUUCACUUACCCAAUUCACUUCGCAGCUCAGCUAGGAUCUCGGCGUGACGUUCCUGAGGUAUUGCGAAUUAUAGAGAUCAUCGCAAAAGACAUGGACUUCAACAAACCCCUAUACGAUAACUUCGGGCGCACACCUCUUCAUUUGGCAGUGACCGGUCCCUCCAAACUAGUAGCCUCGUGGUUCUUGGAUAAGAAUGUUGGUUUACUAAAUAUGGAGGAUAACUUUGGCAUGACUGCUCUUCAUUACUGUGGUUCAGCCGCUAAUGCCAACCUACUCCUCUCUAAAGGAGCAGACGUUAACUACACCAAUAAAUAUGGAAUGGCACCCUUACACUGGGCUUGCUAUCACGGUAAUCUGGAUAUUGUCCAGUGUCUUCUCGAAAAUAACCCGUUACUCAACCUAAAGAAUAACUCCUACGGCACCCCUUUACAUUGUGCUAUCAUUCGGGGUUCAUUAGACGUUACAAUUGUACUGCUCGAAGCCGGAGCCCCUGUCAACGAGGUGGAUAAGUUUGGAGUGGCGCCGCUACAUCUAGCUUCGUCCUUAUGUCGCUACAAUAUCAUUCGAAGCCUCAUGCAGCACGGGGCAGAUAUUAAUUUGCUAGAUCCAAAAGGUCGCACAGCAGGUACAAUAGCCAAGGAAUUAGGGACAAUGGCGGGUAUCAUCGCGUCUGAUAUUCUAGAUGAUGACAGUACUGUACCGAUUGAAGCCUUGUAUGCCCGACGUCUAGAUACCGGCUUCGAAGACACCAUCCUCACCGAAUCCCAGGCUACGACAACAAACCCGACGCUUGGGAAUAAUACUAAUGAACUAGAGGCAGCAGUUGGUGGAUUCGAACCCCCCGACUAUGCCAGACUCUUCGAGAUCAACGCCAAGCAGAGCACUUUCAACGAAGAGGAUGAAGAUGAGCCUGAACUCCAAGAACCGGAAAGGAAGCCCGCAGAACUCAUCUACCAUCUUGUUGCAGAAUAUUCCUGUCCCGCUAGCGAUGCUAGACAUAUCGUACAUAAGAUCAUACCAGUUCUAGAAAUUACUACGCAUAUCAACUUUAAGGAGAUAAGCAAGUAUAUCAACGUCGAAACACCUUGGUUAACUAUAUCAGAAGAGGGAAGUUCCUUUGAAAAGAUAGUUGGAGACAAAAGAUCAAAGGUGCUGGUGUCUUUAAAAGGGGCUGUAGAUGUUGCACGGGCUCUAUGUCAUGUCCAGGAACCCGCAGAUGCUUUUACGAAACUAUACAAUACCGUUGAGGAAAGGCACAAGUUCGACGACUCCGUAACCUGGUAUACAUACGACCGAUCCAUGGCGAUUAGUUUAGAGCUAGCGAGACCUAUCUGGGACGUAUGGAAGUUAGACGGCCCCAAAGUGGACUCACUAAUAGCCAUCGCCAGAAUGGCUAAUAAAAUCGACCUUGAAGAAACUUGGGUUCACAGCCCUUAUUGUCCCUAUUACGCACCUCCGGAUUACGUAUCACGGGAAGGGACACCGUUGCCGCAAAAUGAGGAUGAAGAGGGGAUACUGUUAUUAUUACCACGGCGAGAAGAAGGCGAAGAGGAGACCUCGUUAUCGGAUAACCAGGAUGAAGAAGGGGAUGAAGAGAUAUUACUGCGAGAAGAGGAGACGGGGAGUGGAAAAGUAAUUGUAAAAGUAUAA